Limulus polyphemus (Atlantic horseshoe crab) is the source of this 629-nucleotide messenger RNA. RefSeq names its product myotubularin-related protein 4-like. Gene Ontology annotation, biological process: regulation of autophagy. The annotation marks the transcript as partial. Gene Ontology annotation, molecular function: phosphatidylinositol-3,5-bisphosphate 3-phosphatase activity; protein phosphatase binding. The record is from RefSeq and is a predicted model, not a curated record. The transcript has 3 exons. Lineage: Eukaryota; Metazoa; Arthropoda; Merostomata; Xiphosura; Limulidae.
GUAUAUAAUGGUGAUUUUGGUGACCUAAAUUUUAUCAUUCAGGAAGUUUGCUAAAUACGUUAACUAUACGCUGUAAUAGUUUUACUUUGGUCAACAGGUGUAGGUGUCUUUAGUUAUCGUAAACAGUAAAGGUUUCAGAACGCACUGAGGAUAUUAACUAAGAGCUUAUGGUAUGGAGAGCGAAGACAUUGACCUCUUCAGCUAUGACAAUGUUAAAGGGAGCGAGGCUUAUCCAAAAAAGCUGGUUCAGACUGACGAUCCUGCUGUCACAGUGCCCUUCCCAACUCUCACUGGGGAAGGCAUAGAGUAUUUGGGCUAUACAACCGAAGGAACCAUUGCUUUAUCCAGCUACAGAAUUUUUGUGCACACCAAAGAAUCUGUCUUCAACAUCCCUAUUGGACUGAUUGAACAGGUUGAAAUUCGAGAUAUAUUCUUCCUCAUCAUUUUCUGUAAGGAUGCUCGUUCUUUAAGGUGUACUUUUGGAACAAACGAAGACUGUCAGAAGUGGUAUCGCCGCCUUUUGAGUGCUAUAUCCCCUCCCAAGAAGGUUACAGAUCUGUUUGGAUUUGCUUUUUUCUUGUGGUGUCGAGAUGAGAGGCAGGACAGUAUCUUCCAACUGCUGCAUCAAG